Molecule: messenger RNA, 1227 nt
Organism: Bipolaris zeicola 26-R-13
Lineage: Eukaryota; Fungi; Ascomycota; Dothideomycetes; Pleosporales; Pleosporaceae
Exons: 1
Coding region: 1-1227 (408 amino acids)
Cellular component (GO): mitochondrion
Molecular function (GO): (S)-2-hydroxy-acid oxidase activity; (S)-2-hydroxyglutarate dehydrogenase activity
Source: RefSeq, a predicted model, not a curated record
AUGCUAUCACUUCGCGCCGUCCGACGUGCAACGCCAAAAAUUCCCAAACACUCAAGAACUCUUCAUAGAUCCUUUACAUGCACAGCUCGCCUAGAUGCAGACUUCACACACGCUGUGAUAGGUGGUGGCGUCGUGGGACUUGCCAUAGCCCGUAAAUUGCAAUCUCGGCCCUCAACCUCGACAGUCCUGAUAGAGAAACAUGGAACCGCGGGCACAGAGACAAGUUCACGGAACAGCGAAGUCAUACACGCAGGGCUAUACUAUGGCCCCUCUUCUCGAAAAACCAAACUCUGCAUCAGAGGCAAAAACUUGCUGUACGAACUGUGUGCCCAACAAGGCAUUCCCCAUCGCAACACGGGAAAAUGGAUUGUAGCACAAGAUGUCGAGCAAAUGGAAGCUUUGGAAAAAGUGCACGACUUCGCUCAGAGCAUCGGUGUACCGACAAGAUUCCUAAGUAAACAAGAGGCAGCAACAAGAGAACCCGAGGUCCGCGCCGAAGCAGGCGUCCUCGAGAGUCCCAGCACAGGAAUCAUAGACUCCCACAGCCUAAUGCAGUACCUCGAAGGCGACUUUGAAAACAACGGCGGAAUCUGCGCCUUCAACUCUCCCGUCACCCGUAUCACACCGAUAGAUUCUGGCCGCGGAGGCUGGGAAAUCACCACGACGACGACCGAAGAAACAAGCACCAUAACAGCAGAAACCCUCAUCAACGCCGCAGGCCUCUACGCCAUCCCCCUCUCCAACACCAUCUUGCCCCCUUCACGCCAGAAAACCGCCUUUUACGCAAAAGGCUCCUAUUUCUCGUACAGCAGCUCCCGCCCCCGCACAUCCACCCUCGUCUAUCCCGCUCCUAUACCAGGCCACGCGGGGCUGGGCACGCAUCUGACGCUCGACCUCUCUGGCCGCAUCCGCUUCGGGCCGGACGUCGAGUGGACGGAUUCGCCCUCGGACUACACUCCGAACACCAAGAACCUGACUGCCGCUAUUGCAGACAUCAAGACGUAUCUACCCGGUGUGCAGGCUGAUGCCAUAGCCCCGGAUUACGUGGGUAUACGACCCAAGUUGGGGAAGUUGGCGGCAACGAAUGCCGGCAAAGGGUUUCAGGAUUUUUAUAUUGAGAAGGAGGAUGGGUUUGAGGGAUGGGUUAAUUUGUUGGCGAUUGAGAGUCCUGGGUUGACGAGUUGUUUGGCUAUUGCAGAAGAGGUGGAGGGGUUGUUGUAUCGAUGA